This is a messenger RNA of Candida dubliniensis CD36, 501 nucleotides long. RefSeq names its product 60S ribosomal protein uL5 (gene RPL11). Gene Ontology annotation, biological process: translation. Lineage: Eukaryota; Fungi; Ascomycota; Pichiomycetes; Serinales; Debaryomycetaceae. Gene Ontology annotation, cellular component: ribosome; cytosolic large ribosomal subunit. The transcript has a single exon. The record is from RefSeq and is a predicted model, not a curated record. Gene Ontology annotation, molecular function: RNA binding; structural constituent of ribosome. Bases 1 to 501 code for a protein of 166 amino acids.
AUGCGUGAAUUACGUAUUGAAAAAUUAGUUUUAAACAUUUGUGUUGGUGAAUCCGGUGAUAGAUUAACCAGAGCCUCCAAAGUUUUAGAACAAUUAUCUGGUCAAACUCCAGUUCAAUCUAAAGCUAGAUACACUGUCAGAACUUUCGGUAUUAGAAGAAAUGAAAAAAUUGCUGUCCAUGUUACUGUCAGAGGUCCAAAAGCUGAAGAAAUCUUGGAAAGAGGUUUGAAAGUUAAAGAAUAUCAAUUAAGAUCUAAAAAUUUCUCUGCUACCGGUAACUUUGGUUUCGGUAUUGAUGAACAUAUUGAUUUAGGUAUCAAAUAUGAUCCAUCUAUUGGUAUUUACGGUAUGGAUUUCUACGUUGUUAUGGGUAGAGCCGGUGCUAGAGUCACCAGAAGAAAGAGAGCUAGAUCUACUAUUGGUAACUCUCAUAAAACUAACAAAGAAGAUACCAUCCAAUGGUUCAAGACCAGAUACGAUGCUGAAGUUUUGGAAAAAUAA